CUGAAGUGCAAAGAUUAGCGGAGCUGAUUUGAGGCGUUAAUGCAGUACCAGGGGAUACUAGGGUCGUAUCAAAUCGUCUUGAAUUAGUAGCUGAGAUGUCUUUGGUCUUUACAGAUGUUCCGCAAGGUAUUUCAAUGCUUUAUGUGUUUUGUAUUUCGAUCUGCAUUCCCGUUACGCAAAGGAUUAACUCCUGUGAUGCUACUCUGUGAUGCCCAGGUUUCAACUCUGCGGUGGAAGCUUUGAAUUCAUUGCCGCAGGACAUUCUGGCUGAAAUGGUAUGAACUGACUACUUCAUUUAGAGACUUGAUUUCACCUUGGUAGUUAAGCUUUUAUCCUCUACUAACUGAUUUAGUGAGAAUAUAUUUUUGUUACCUUAUCCAUGAUCCAUUUUCCUGACCUCUGUACAAAAAAUAUUCUCCCUAUCCCUCCUCUUUCUUUGUAAAGGUAAUAGCAUGAUUUGUAGUGAUAUUUGGCAUAAAUACCACGACUAAUGUUUCAAAAUUGUUAUAGGUAAAUUUGAGACAAUUUUGAAAUAUUGCGAGUGGUAUUUAUGCCAAAUGUCGCGUACAAAUCAUGCUAUUAUUUGUUUAUACUACUACCUGCAAAAGGUUUGUAAUUUUCACAUGUAGGUAUUUCAAAUGAAGCUGAAAUACCACUGCUCUAAGCCAAUCAAAUUGCAGAAAUUUCUCGUGUAGUAGUAUAUAAUAGUGCAAUACCAGCAACAGCCCAUUUUGCUAUUAAUGAUAAAUAUUACAGUUGGAAGUGAGGCUGGAGUUGACCUUGUUUCAAUGCAACCCUUCUUGCUUUAUUAUGUAAAUCAUGUUAUAACAUAGCUAGAAAAUUCACCUAAUCAAAUUCAAUAGCGCGAGCGUGCUUCAUAUUCCUAUUGAGCACGCUGAUGACGUCAAUAAACUAUUCGUAAUUCCUCGAGUUGUUGGGAGCUUAGCAAUCCUGAGUCUCCCGAGUGCAUCCAUAACUCAGCAAUAGACAAUGAAGCGUUUACCAUGUGUUUUAUAAGGAAAUUUAAGAGGAAAGGUUUGAAUUUGUUAACCGAUAGUAAGGAAAAGAGGUGAGUGUUGUUGUUGUUGUUGUCAUCUCGGCGAGCUGUGCGGGCUAUGGCGUGAGAUCAUUCUUUGCAAAGUUGUUUUCUCUCAAUAACAAUUUUUCGGUAAAUUAAAAGUUUUCCGGCACCUAAAUAUGGAUUUUGCAAUCAUUUUAGAGUACACUUUCUCUCAGUUUCAGGAUAAAAAACAUAAGAUUAACUGUGAGGAAAAAAAAUAUAGUCACGUAAUCAUUAACGCGUACUGCUUAAAAUUUUCAGUUAACUGCUGCAUUGAUCGCUUUGAUAAUGUUAUAAAACAAUUAGUUCAUGCUGCAGCUGUGCGUAUGUCGAGAUAUUGAGCACUUGGGAAGUUUGGAGAGCACUCAAAAGGCUAGAGUUGCACUCGGCUGCGCCUCGUGCAACUCUUACGCCUCUUUCGUGCUCUCCAAACUUCCCGCGUGCUCAAUAUCUCGACAUACGCACGCUGCCGCAUGAACUAAUUGUUAAUUGUUGUUAUGCAAACUAGUAUUUUUUAACCCAUUCGCCCCUGAACCACCUGUAACCGCCCGUGCGGAUCCAGGUCCUUUCUACCCUUUGUGACGUCAUCAGUUUUAACGGUCAAGGACAACUUUCUUUGCUAACUUGUGUAGAGUGAAGAGAUCUUUCAAACCAUACCAGAAUGAGCACAAUUCAGUCAAGGACACCGGAGAAAGAAGCAAAAAAAACACGUGACAUUGACCUGAAAAUCUCCAUGAAAAUCUUGUUCCAUUGCCCACCUACCUUUCCUUUCACCUAAUCCUAAGAUCCUAAAAGCUUUCCUAAAAUCUCUUCCCACCAAAAUGAAGGCUACGAAAUGCAAGAGAAAAAAAAAAUGAGACGAGAAAAGCGAAAAAAGAAGGGAGGAGAAAAAGCGAAAAGUAAAAGUCAAGACUGCUGUGUCACUUUUCGAAAUGCCCGAACUUCGCAAGCUGAUGUUUUGAGGCCACCAAGUGUACGACCUGUCAACCGGUUUGUGGUAAGUUUUAGCUCUUUAUAGCACGACAGUGACCAGAAAAGCACUUGACUAGCUUCAAAACGCGUUUUUGGGCAAAAUCUCCAGGAGUGAAUGGGUUAAGCAAAAUUUCCAUUAGAAAAGGUAGGAGGUUUGUAUCAAAACAAGGUUGACCUCAGACUCAAGUUCCCUCAAAGGCUAGGGCACAAGCCCACAGCGGUAAAAUGGCCUAUUACAACUCCAUUAAAUAUGAAAACAUUCAGAAUCUGGAUGCUUUACUACUUGGCUCUUUAUAAUAUUCUGCUUAACAAUUAUUACGCGAGUGUGCAUCGGAUAUGAGAUGGUAGAUAGCCAACGAGGUGCGUAGUACUGAGUUGGCUGUAAUCAUCUCAUAUCCACCAAGGGCGAGUGGAAUAAUAAAUUGUUUUCUUAAAAAUGCCCACAAAAUGUCAAGAAUUCUUCCCGAUUUUAUUUGUAGAAACAACCAAUUUUCAGCUUGUUUUUAAUUUUGAGCAGACGUGUACUGUUACCAUAUUUGGAGAGCAUGGUAUAAUGACUCAUAUACCAUGAUAGCUAAGCCAAUCAGAGCUCUAGAAUUGCAUCAUCCAAUGAUUCAGUUUUUAAUAACAGGGAAUGUCUCAAGAAUCAACCAUUGUGAUUACAGGUGACAACACCCAAUACCCCAAAGCAUAUUGCCACACGUGCCCAGGAAAAAAACCUGUGGUACCCAGAGUAAAAGUGAGCAAAGAAUGUGACAAUGAUGACUCAUGUACUUGUCAAACUUUUGUUGUAGUGUCAGGAUGCAGCAGCAUUUCUCCAGUACAAGCUGGCAUUAUAUCCUUUGGAGCAAUAUCAAAAGGUACUGAAACCUUGCAUUGUACAAUAUUUUAGGCCACAGAAUAGCCUGUGCCACAGAUGAAAUGAAACCUCUGUUUUAGUCCAUCUGCAAGUCAGCCUCAAAAACCUUGUUCUGGGUCCUCAGCUGGGUUUAUGGUCAAGUCGCCCGAAACCAGAGUUGUUUUUUUUACUAAUAAGCUUUUUAUUCAGAAAGAUAAAUAUUAACAGUUUGCUCUUUUGGGAGUGGAACAUCUCGUCUCCACUUUUUUAAAAUUAUUAUCCGCAUUGUAUCAAAAACAGGUUACUUACAAACAGCAAAUUACAUAGAUGCAGAGUUAUAUCACCCGAAAUGCUGAGUUCCAUCGCAUGGUAUUGGCCUGGAUAAUGUGAAUUUCACGUAAAAUAUUUUAGAGGUUGCAAUGAAGCUGUAAUCCAAUAAUUCUUAAUUCUUAAUUCUUGAUUUUGAUUAAUUCUUGAUUGUUUGAAACGUCAGCAAGUCCAUGUGCGACUGCUUCAGAGCAAACAAUGCAGAAUAUUGUAAUGACGACUGUUGAAUUCUGAUCAAUUGACAACACUGAACCGCGGACCUCUAAGGAAACUAACUUCCGAUUAAUAAUUAAUCGGAAGUUCAAGUGUUUAAUUGGUCUUAAAAUAACUUUGGUGAAAUUCACACAUCCCAAGGGCAAGACUGGACAUUUACCUCUCUCCCCCAUUUAAUCUCUUUUUGACCAGGUCCCCAUUUGGGCGGGGUCCAUAGACCCUCUGUAAUGAACCGGGUCCAGUGGACACGGCAAGAGCGUACAACACUGGUCACUUCCUUUAACUAUGCUCAAAGGUUUCUCAGUUUUUAAUUACAUUCAUUGUUAUGAUAUCUUUUAGUGUCUUCAAAGUGCGGGGAUAUCAUAUGAUGCAAAACUGAUAUUUAAUGCCAUAAGUUAUAUAUUCAGGUAUGUGCAAAGAGGAAAAGGCAGUAUGGACAUUCAGUCUAGCUUGAUUAUGAUUUUUUGAAGAUCUCCUAUGUUAAGAUGUGGGGUCCUUAGUGCUAUUCAAAUACAUUUCUCUAGCCUGUAUACAGGGUUGUCAUUAAGAGCCGGGGCCGGGGAUUUUCCCCGGCUACUAAGAGAGUGGCCCCCGGCUACUUUUAUUGGAAAAUAGAAGAAAAAUAGAACCAAAAGAAAUCCCUGCCGUUUGAUUCACCGCCUACUUGUUGUAUUUACCCGGCAACUUGAAAUCUUAGUGACAACCCUGCUGUAUAGCAAGCGUUUCCACUCAAGUUAUUGCACGAAGAUUUGGAGCUAGAGCAAAAAAAAAGGGAGGUAGGGGAAGGGGGAGGGAAGAGAAAGGAAACCUUCCUUCUCGCCCCUCCUCCUUCUUUUAUGUUUUUGUUCUCAUUCCAGCUUUUGUUUCAGUGGAAAAAGCAUUUUCACCUCACAGCUACUUUUUUGGAGCCACUAAAAUAGGUGUUUUUUUUUCCCACAAGCUACUGUGACACUAUCAAAUUUGAUAGUUUCUAUGCAUGACUACCCAUAAAUGCUAAAAGCCAUGCAAUAAAGAGACCUCUGCUCGUAGGAUAAUGCAUGACUUGAUGAUUCACCCAGUUAAAUAGCAAACCCUACUUAAAAGAGAAAAAUUAAACAUUAUUGUUGUAAAAAGAUUAUAAUUAUAAGAUUACUAUUAUGCCUGUACCAGUAGUUUCUUUCUGCUUGAAUCACAAAAAGUUAAACUACGAAAUCUAGGGUAGCUAUUUUGUCAUGUGACAACCUUCACUGGAGAAAGUAAUAAUAAAUAUUGAAUAUCACCAACCAAUCUCCUUUUUCUAUUGAUACAUUCAGUGGUUCAACAUUUGGUUUGUAUGACAUCUAGUUUUCUCUAAUCUUAGAUGUGUUAUCACCCCUAGUAAGGGAAUCAGGAUUCUGGAAUCUGGGAAAUUAUUUUUUGCUUGUGGAAUCUGGAAUCCUGGGCCUUGGAAUCUGGAAUACAGCUCAAGGAAUCUGGAUCUCACUAACAAUUGGAAUCCGGAAUCCGAGUUCCACGGACACUGAUUCCGGAAUCAAGAACCUGGAAUCUGGAAUCCACAGUAUGGGAUCCAGAAUCUGCAAAUGUCAUGGAUUCCCAAACAUUGGGCACGUCUUAGAUAAAACCUGGCAAUAGCAAUAAAUUGUAGUGUCUUCCUUUAUGAUGACUGCAACCCUGAAUCUCUUAUGCCUCUUAUGUUUUUGUUAAUUGUUUUCUUUUUUUUUUCUUUCUUAAUUUUCUAAGGUCUGCUGCUAAAGCUAAACUACCUGCUGAUAAACUGAUAACAGAGCUUAAAUCAUCUCUCUGCUGGAAAGAAGCUACUCUCUCAGUUAUAAAACAUGUCUGGAAUGAACAGGCAAGGGUGUGGUCGAUUGUUAUACAUUGUACUUCCAUGAAAAAAAUAAUUUGGGAUCUUACUAUGAUGAAGGCAGGUGCAGCGGGAACGAAAACAGAAAAAUUUGAAAAGCAACACAGUCAGUGAGCAAAUCAUUAGCUCAACGUGUUUGGCGUGUGAAGUUUUUGGCCAGUCAAGUCGCCAUUCUGAUUGGACAAUGUCCGUUAUCAGGUCAUUAUUUUGAACCCUGUUUCCUUUUCCGUGUACUUACUUUUUUGAAAAGUUUUCUUACAUUUCUUGUCUUGCAGGGGAAACUUUUAUGCAGCUCCGACUUAGCACAGACUUUGAAUGUGGGACAGGUAAUUAAUAGGCUACAGUAAGCAUGAACUUGACCCAAUAACCAUGUUGUACUCCGAGGAAAAAAAGAAACAAGAAACAAAACCAAAGAAGAGUCCUGUUACACCCCUACCUCCCAUAACAAGGCCACCCUGUCGCCUAGGUGACUGUUGAGCAGAGGUUCUACUGUAGUUUUUUUUUCUGCUUGAAUUAGACAGGUUCAACGACAGGAUAACUGGUUUUAGUUUGUUUCAAAAUGGAAAUCACUGUGGCCUGUUUGCUUUUGUUAUUUUAGCCCAAAAACUAGGGUGACGAUUAUUUUUUUCAACACUUCUGACAAAAAUCUAUAUUUUCUUGCAAACUACCUGUUGUAACGACAGAAAUUACAUCUUUCCCCCAGCUGGUUGACAUGAAGUGGAAGCUCUCUGUUGGUGUGAGUUCCAGUGCUUGCCGCAGCCUAAAUUCUCCCUACAUUACAGCAUUAGUAACAGUCACAGAUCCCUCUGGAGCUCUCCUUACAAAGUCCUUUGAAAUGACAAUUGGUGAAUUCAAGGUAAUCUACCGUAAAGUAUAAGAGGUGUUAUCUUGUCCGUUUGCACUGUUAUCAACCCUCCUACAUCUUAUGGUAAUCAGCGUCUUAUUUCUCCUUACAUUUGAUCAACCAUACAGGUUAAGAGAAUUAAGUUAUUUGUCAGUCAUGCAAGGGAACUUGGUUUGAUUUUAAACCAAUUGUUUUUAUUUGGGAUCAAGAUUCUGUACUAAUGAAAAUGCGAAAACAAAGAAAUAUUGGGCCAAAAAACUCAAAAUUUCACCUGAUCUUGGUCUGCAACCUCGUAACGAGGCGGCCAUGUUGGGGGUCAAUACAACAAAAUUUUUUCUUGAGGAAUUUACAUGAAAGUAGAGUUUCUGGACUUCCAGCAUAGCCGUGGUGACGUCACGUGCACACCAGCAAUACACUGUAACCAAAUGAUAGGCAUUAGACGCAUGAGUGUAGUGAUUUUGAAUGUUAUUUGGACUUACCGCUACUCCGAAGAGUCGUUUUCAGAGGGACACGUGUUUUGAUUUGCGUUUCCAGGACAUAACUUCUGUCGUUCAACAUAAAAAGAGACCAGUUUUAGAAUCGUGAGCGAUAAAUUCCAUUCUUCACGCCAGCCCGGUUAUUAAGUAUAAUUCUUUUUCUUUAAAGCACAACUUUCUUGCUUUCAGAAAUUCGCCGCUCAGAUGAGGGAAAUUGCAUCCGUCCUAGAAACUGUAUAAACAAGAUUCAGGACGUAAAGAUGUAAGCGAAUUAAUUUUACAAAUCUAAAACGGAUGAAGACAAAAAGGAAAUAAUUCUCCAUCGUAUCUACGCGCUGAAUGAGCGAAACAGAAUCUUGAGUCCCGACAAGAUGUCACGAAAGUUGGGUGUGUCAUCACCGCCAGGCCUUUGUGGAUUUUACUGACAUGUGAAAAGUCCAGCAAGGAUAUGUCGAAGAGUGAAUAUAAAUAUGUUUUCAUUUUGUCAAAAAUUACGAAUUCAAUUACGAAUAUUCGCGAAGGAUGUUUAUAGUAAAAAGUUAAUGUAACUUUCCUCGAACAGUUUUGUAUAAAAUGAUUGGAAAAAUGGCGCCGAAAAUAUCACUAGUUUUAGUUUCCAAGUUUAGUAAAUUGGCAGCGUGUUGAUAACGUAUAAAACUUUGAAAAGUGAAAAUAACAAAUUUAGCUUUCACCUACUUUGACUUGUUUUUGCAAAUUUCUCUCGUCAACCGCGGUUAACCUCAGGGAGCCGCUUAAGCAAGAACGACGGCGACGCCUACUUCCCUUCCCUGGACGGUCUUGGCCAUUUAGGGGCUUAAGCAACGACGACGGCGACGGCAACGUGAACGGCAAAACAGCAAUACAUUUAUAUUAGCAAAAGAACAACUUUGCACGUGCAUCACGCUUUUUUGUACAUUUCUUUGCCGUAACUGCGCGAUUACAACGUGCAAGUGCCUAAUUUCAUUUGACGAAUCAAACGAAUCAAGCGAGGUGGAAUAAGCGCGAUAAAGUUUGGGGCGGCAUGAGUUCACUUUUUAACUGACGUUUUUUCGUGGCCGUCGCCGUCGUCGUUGCUUCAGCUCUCUAUUUUUAACAGUCGAUGCCACCAGUGCUAACCAAGCCUUUAGGCAUGACAGAUGUUAUAAUAUAUUCCCUAGAUUAAGUUACAGUAGGGAAAAUCUGUAAUACGUUUUUUAAUAGUGUUCGAAAGAACGACGUUGAGGGCCAAGUUGAAUUAUCGUUAAAAGUUACGAAAAGGCCUAGGGUCACCUGUUAUUGAUGUAACAGUUACUGCGCUUUUCACAAACAUGCGAACCCUAAAGUUCAAAAGCCGCCUUCACAAUUGCGUUUUUCGCUGCCGUCAAUCAUAAUUACGAUCACAAGCAACCAACCUUGAAACACAGAAACGCACAAAACGGAUGGAAAUCCACCAAUCACAAAUCAGAAACCAUGACCUUUUGAACCCGUUAAAGUAAAGUUUUGUUUCCUAAGAGGUUCGUUUUAAAAGAUGAAUGACGGCAGUGAAAAACGCAAUCGUCAAAUGGCUUUUUAACUUCAGAAUUCGCAUGUUUGUAAAAAGCUCUGUAAGAAAGCCAGUUUGCUAGUGUAUGUGCGUCAAUUUUUCGCAGUUUUAGCGGUUCGGCGUGGUAGUGUAGUGGUAAGGGAAAGAGUUUAAGAUAGGAAAGGUCCGAGUUUGAGGUUCGGGUUUGAACCUGGGUUGCGAUUUUCUUUCUUUUUGAUAGAAACGGUCCCAAUAACAGGUCAAAAAUUUUCUAAGUGUCUUAAAAAUGGCAGCGACCGUUUACGAAAGGGACAACUGAGACGGUGACGGCUGUGAAAUGUCACUUAAAAAGUGAAUACUCGCUGCUUCGAUUUUUUUCACCCUUAUUCCUUCUCGUUCAAUUCGACAAAUACUGGCAAAAUUUUUCUGGAGUUGAAUUCUAAAAGACUGUAUCGAAAUUUACGAAAAGGAAUAGAAAGUCGUUGUCUUGUGUUCUCGUCAUUCACAAAACCUAGGCGCUAAUAAUAAUAAUGAUAAUAAUAAUAUAUGUAUAUUUUUUAUUUUUAUUAAAUAUAUGGACAAACCUCUUAAUGUUUGAGAAAAAAAAUUAAUAAUAAUAUAAUAAUUGAUAACAUUCUAACUAUUAAAAUCCUAUUUACGAUUAAUUCACUUUGAAAAAAAACUAUUUCGUCAAAACACUAUUUACAAUUCCUUUCGUUAAAAAAAACACUUAGUUUUGGUUAGAAAAAAAUUCAUUUCAUUAAACAAAAAUUAUUUAAAUUAAGAACAUUUCAUUUCAAUUAAAACAAUUCAUUUCGAAUAAUAAAAGAAGAAACUGUUUUCAAGGUCAAUUGUAUUCUUACUAAGACAAUCAAUAAUAAUAAUAAUAAUAAUAUAAUAAUAAUAAUAAUAAUAUAAUAAUAACAAUAAAGAAACUGUUUUCAAGGUCAAUUGCAUUCUUACUAAGAUAAUCAAUAAUAAUAAUAAUAGUAAUAAUAAUAAUGAACUUUAUUAAAGUCUCUUGUCUUAUAGCUCAGACUAAGAGAUGUCGUAGCCGUGCAGUAAAGUGGCGUCAAAGAAAUAUACAAAAAAGCGUGAUGCACGUUCUAAGUUACUGUUUUGCUAAUCUAAUCAAACCUAUUAAUUUUUUGCCGUUUUUGUCGCCGUCGCCUCCGUAGUUACUGAAGCUCCCUCCUAUCUUCCACGAAUCACCUUUAGUUCAGUGGCAGAGUACAAAGAUUAGUUCAAAAAUAGCAUUCUUAUUAUUCGCCAAGCUUUAAAAUUCACCUCACAUAAAUGUCAAGAUAAUAGUGGUUUAAAACUCGGAAAGACCCCCUGAUAUUUGUUGAAUAACCUUGCUAAUAAACUAUAAAGUAAGUAAGGCCUUCUGAUUGGACGAGCGAAGCAGUCUAUUACCAAACUAAAAUCGAAACCAGUUAAUUACUGAAGCUAAGUAGAUCGAAGUUUGUUAUUUGGUUCCCCAUUGUUGAGCCGUUCGUUAAAUUAUUUAUCAGAAAGACGAGAGAUACUUGACACAAGGCUACUUCUGAAGAAAACUAACAUGGCGAUCGGAUAGUAAUUCAGAUAUUCGGCGUUGGUCUUCUUUACUGGUACCUUGGGUAUCAGAGGCUUUUUUUUGCGUGCGUGAUGCUUCGGGGUCGGCCGACACGUGGCCGAAGCCACGAGCGGAAACCGCUUCCCUGAUACCGGCUGAAACUUGCAAAUUUAAUGACGUCACGGAAGAACAGCUGACUGGUUUCGAUAUUAGUUCGGCCGAAUAAAAAACAAAAUGCAAACACCCGAACGUAAGGACUUUCGGCUUUUUCUACCAUGAUAAGAGCUAGGAAAACGACAGUGUUUCUUCUGCAUUAGGGGCAGUUUCACGGAAAUUUUCUCAAGUUUUUCCAGUGUAAACUAUUCUGGAGUCAUCUCGAAGGUAUGUUCACCGUUGCAUUUAAUAGCAUGUGGCUAUAAAUUUUUCGGAUCGAUGGUUAUUUUAUAUUUUGUAGGAACCAAUUUUUGCAUUUGGCCCUGUCUGAUUUUCUCACAAGCAAUUCAUUUGCACGAUUGCUAACAAUUGUAUUUGAAGCCCUUGCGUUUAUUUGAGUAAAAAUACAGGCAAACGAACCCUGUGGAAGUAAAUAUGUCAGUUGGCCUUCUAAGUUGUUUAAGUUGUGGAGGUCUUUUUUUCGAUCAAAUUUUUGCGGUGGUCUUUUUUAGAGAGAAGUUUUCUUUGCGUUUCUUGGGUAGUGCCGCCCGCACGGUAGCCCUUGAACAACAAUAGCGGAAAGUCGAAAAAUUAUGAUAAACUUAAGGUGGCAUGAAACGUUAUCGGUCGUUUAUGAGCGAUUAUGAUUGUUUACAAAUUGCACUGACUGUCAAACUAAAAACCGUAGGGCCCGGACAUUUUAAAGUUUUAUUCGACCUUUACUCUACUCAGCAGUGUAAUUCGUCAUAUUUUGUAACUUAAAAUAAUAAAAUAAAACUAAAAAUUAUUAAAAUUUUGACAAAACGCUCUGGCACCUUUACUCACGCAAGCUUCUUCAUUUAGAAUAUCUUAAAACGUGGACACGGAAAGUGGCCAUAGUAAUUUUGUUAUUUCACUUGUGAAUGCAUGAAUCAGCGCUAAUUUGUUACCCACGAUAUUAAACUUGGGAAUACUUUCUUUCCUUUUUUUCUGACACUUAACUUUGAACGCUCAGAGGCUAAUAUCAAUAAAAUUGCUUAGCACUUGUUAUUUAGAACCAAAACAAGCGAAUGCAUACGAGUACCCCGCUAUGUAGCAUAUAAAUACACCUCAAUAUCUCAAUUGUGAUUGGUGCAACUAAGGAUAACGACUGCUUCCCAGUAAGUAUGUUUAUAUCAAAUGUCGUUUUUAAAAUUCAUAAUCAGCAUUUCCAUAUCCUUAUGCCUCGUUCAUUGUGUCCUCUCUUUUCGUUUCAAAGCAUAUGAUAUCAGGGGCACCCAACGAGAAUAUAGUUCAAAACCGCUUAAACAUAGCAUUGUUAAACGUAUUUUAGUAUUUAAACGGUAGAUAUAGGCAUAUUUUUAUCCCCUAAAAAUUUUUCAUCUGUUCGGAUUUCCUAGCUGAAACUCUAGUGAUCCGAAAAUUAUAGGGAUCAAAACUAACCUUUUCGAAAAUUUCAGCCAGAAAAAAGGCUCCCGAAAAUUCUAGGUGACCUUUUUUGUGUAAAAAUCCGUUAAAAAAUGGGCAAUUAUACCGUAUUUUAGAUGUUCGAAAAUCCUAGAAGAGGCAGACAAGCAAGAAAUGUUACCAAAAAUGUUCCGAAAAUUCUAGAUCUCAAAUCGUCUUCCGAACAGAUGUUUUCCAAAAAUUGACGUUGCAUGGGUGCCCCUGAUGAUAUGAUAUAUGUAAAGGUGAAUCGCCUUUUAAUAUUCUCUUUCUUUUAGUUAAGCGUAGCGUGCUCAUGCAUUGUCACAACUUCUUUUCGCUAUGGUGACAAUGCAAAACCAUAGGAGAACAAUUGUUAAAUGGUUUAAAUAUUUCCUAUUUGUAUAAAACUCGUUAGCUGUUGCUCCUGUUUCAGCUCGGAGAUUUGUCAUCUUUCUUCCUGAUUCCGCCCAACACACAAUGUCAUUUUCCCGGAGAAUACGACGUUGGGUUCGUUGCCUUGGACCGCGGGCAUUCUUUAUCACUUCUGUGGUGCUGUUCUUGAUAUCUACUUAUAUGUUUCUCUCGGUUUAUCUCGCAAUACCUCAAAUUGAGAAACGUGUUGAUGUUGAUAACGGGGAGCCGAAAUCCAUUGACCAAUUACGGGUCGAUGCUCAAGAAACAGAGAGUCGAAAGGGUUCUUCAAACAACAGCAAUAGGAGACAAAACCUUAUAAUUAUUGCUCAUGGCCGCUCUGGAUCCAGCUUUACAGGUACUAUUUUCAAUCACCAUCCUUCAGUGUUUUAUUUGUUUGAGCCGUAUCAAACCGUGGAACGUCUUCACGGAAGGGUCGAUCCGUUCAACAAAGACUACCAAGCGAAAAGCUGGGAGUGGAUACGAGAUAUUUUACAGUGUAAAUUCGUAUCGCCCAAGCACGUUGCAGACUUGCAGCAUUACUAUCGAUACGUGAUGAGAAGAGAGACAAAGGACACCCAGCCAAGCAUUGCACUUUCAUCGCCGCCAUUUUGUCGGUACGAAACUUCUGACCCUAGGUGGAGCCUUCGCGAUGCCUGCCCAGAGCCAUUUGAGCAGAAAAUGGUGGAGGAAGUUUGUUCGACGAAAUACAAGAUGACUGUGAUGAAAGCGCUGAUGGGAAGAAUGCCAAAUACUACAAUUGAGCAGUUAAUUUCCAUCUGCGAUUCGUCGAGCGAGUUCGACUGCAAAAUUUUAUUUUUGGUGCGGGACCCUCGGGGAAUUAUUCCGUCGUCUAAAGCGGUUAGCUUUUAUCGCGACAAAGAAAGAAUUGGUUUAUCAGGAACAAGAAAGUUCGCCUACGAGAACUGUAAAAAUACUGAGAUUAACCUUCGGAUCAUUAAAUCGUUGCCGGUCAGGUGGAAAAGGCGAAUAAAGAUAUUUCGUUAUGAAGACCUCGCGCUAAAGCCUUUGAAACUUCUUCCCAGCCUGCUGGAAUUUGCAGGCUUACCCAUGGAUGACAGUUUGAGCAAGUGGCUCUAUUUAGCAUCGCAUAGAGGAAAAACGGCGAGCGAACAAAACGCCGCGCCGUGGAGGCAGAAUUCCGCAGAAGGGGCGAACAGGUGGAGAUGGAAAGUGGAGCCGUAUGAAAUUACUCUUAUUGAGCAUUACUGCAAGCAUAUCAUGAAACAGUUAGGAUAUAAACCGUUAGAUCUGUCGUAUGAAGCUCAAAGAGAUCUAAAUGUCAGUCUGCUUGAAGACGACUUCGAAGCUCUUAGGUGGCUUAGGGUCUAAUUAGAUUGCUUUACUACUGAAAACAAGAUAAAUUCGUAAGCGUAUUAACCUGUACUCUGCGAGCAGAGGUUUCUUUCUGGCAUAGUCUUAGCGUUUACGAAGUCGUCGGGAAGUUGGUUUGUUUACGCCCAAGAGUUUCUCUCGGGGCGUAUACAAAACAACUAGUUACGCGACCGACGAGCCUAGCGAACGCCUUCGCAAUUACUAAACGCCAUGCCAAAAAGAAACCUCUGCUAGCAGGAUAAUAAACUUGUGGAAAAAAGAAACCUUUUAACGGAUCAAUAAACCAUGACUAAUAAGGCUAAAAAAUUAUAAUAAUAUUUCGGAUUGCAAUAGAUAAGAUUUCUUGCUUGGAAACAAGGCUAAAAAUUUAACUAUUCUUCUACGCCAAUUAAGAAUCCACUUCAACCCUUAAAAGGGUUGAGUUUAACAGAAACAAAAGCUUAUAAUAUGCUUUUAUUUGGGACAAUAAUAAAUCUUGUCCUUAGAUUUAAAUUCUCUAGUCUUCGUUAGUUUCUAUAAUGCUAGGUUCAUUAUUAUUAAACGAGUUUAUAAGUACUUCUCAGAUAGUGCAAACAUUAACCACAAAGGACUGCAAAGGACCGCAAACGAAUAUGCCGAAGAACGUAGGAUCUAUAAAGACCUGAUCAGCAAAAAUAAUAAUGUAGACAUGUUAAAUUCCGCAAGCAGAAUACUGCAAUGCUGAUCGUACUGCGUGAAAAUUAUCUCUGCAAGACUUCUCAGAUACUUAACAGUUCGUUUGCCAAAGUUAGAUUUAAUUUGCAAAAAAACAUGUAAGCGAUUGUUUUGCCUUGGGUGUUAAAUACAAAAUGACGAACAAGCUCUGUUCAUUCCGGCUGCGACCAUUUGUUGAGAAUCAAACUGUUCUACUGUCGAGGAGAACGCUUAAUUGGGGAUGUUUCUCUUCGUGCAACUGACAUGAAAUGAGAUUUAAGGUUUUAUUUUAAAAUUUAUUAUUAAAGUGUCU
Messenger RNA from Porites lobata, 13941 nucleotides. The record is from the annotation of a GenBank genome assembly. NCBI's taxonomy places the organism in Eukaryota, Metazoa, Cnidaria, Anthozoa, Scleractinia, Poritidae.